AUACUAUGUCGUAAUUAUGUAACUAACCGAAUUACCAAUGCAAAUAUAAAUUAAUUUUAUUAACCCCUAAGGCUGCAGAUAAACACAAUUUUUAAAAGCAACUACAGCUAAAUCCGAAUUACUUUUUGGACCAAACGUUACGGUAAACAAAUGAAAAUUAAAAUUUUUGUAAGAAAAAAGACGACAAUGCAGCAUCGCAAAUUAAAACCAUAAAAAAUUAAUUGGGUAGCAUAAACGGGACUUUAUCUAUUAUUUGAAUUGCCUUUCGCUCUUUCAUGCUUAGCUGCUUAGCAUGGAGUUUUGAUAGUAGUCGACCGAAUAGUUUAGACAGGAUAAUUGUUUAAAGAAUUUUUUAGUAAUUAUUGAUGGCAUUUUUAAUUACUUUCCAAAAUUAAGUAGUCUAAAAAAAAACAAUAAUUUACGUAUAAGAAGGUAAACAGCUGGUUACGUCAAAUAAAUUAGUUUCUUUACUAUAAGCCUUAACUGCACAUCAUGUAUGACUUAAACCAGAAAACAAUUUUUGUUUUGGAUCACACACAAUACUUUAGUAUAUCUAGUGAGGAUUACAUAGCAUUAGAUUAUCUUAAAGGUAAAACGGGACCGUCUAAUGAUGCAAUUCCUAGCACUUCAUCAGGCUUGCAAUUUAGCAAAAGUCUAUGGACUUGUUCUGUGGAAUCUUCAAUUGAGUAUUGUCGUAUUGUUUGGGAUUUAUUUCCUCGUGGAAAAUUGGUACGUUUUAUUGUAAGUGAUACUGCCGCUCAUAUUGUGAAUACCUGGAAGUUUGCCACACAAAAUAUGUCGCACGUAUUAAAUGCUAUGGCUUUAGUAGGAGUGCCCCAACGUAAUACACAAUCGUCAGAUUAUUCGGUUAUACAUGGAUUGCGAGCAGCCAUAGAGGCUUUAGCUGAGCCAACCGAGCAGCAGCUUAAGUUGACGCAGGCAGCGGAAAACACAGUAACGACUAACGAAAAAAUACCAAACAAAGGCAGAGUUAUUUGUGUGACUUCAGCGCGUGAUAAUCCUAGUAUGAAAAGCUUAGAAGACAUUUUCCAUAAUGUAUUAAUGCAGCAGAACACAUUAGCCAUGACACAAAAGAAAAUAUUGAGUAUAGAUCAUUGCCAUUUGGUCAUAAUUAACGUUGUUCCGAUGAAUGUAGAAACUUUGGUGACAAACCGUAAGCAAAUUGAUUUAUCAAGCUGCUUAUCGACGGAAAUACACACAACUAGUGCCCCGGAAAUUUCUAAUAAGCUAACUCAUCUUAUAAUGAGCCACUAUGAUUUGGCCAGUACUACGGUUACGGGAAUCCCAAUGAAAGAGGAACAAAAUGCCAAUUCAAGUGCUAAUUAUGAUGUGGAAAUUCUUCAUGCACGUAAUGCUCAUACGGCUAUAUGUGGUACUGAAGUUUUAUUACCCACGAGUAUUAAAGAAGGAGCUGAGUACGAAACUGUAACAUUGAAAUGGUGCACUCCGCGGGGUUGUGGUGCUUCAGAUAUGUCAGCUUGUCCGCCGUGUUUAGCACAACAUCGGGUAACUCCGGUGGAUGUUACCUCCCGUCCGAGUUCAUGCUUGAUUAAUUUUUUGUUGAACGGUCGUUCAGUGUUACUGGAAAUGCCAAGAAAAGCAGGCGGAAAAACCACCAGUCAUUUGUUAUCUGCUCGCGGUGGCGAAAUCUUUAUACAUUCUUUGCAAAUAACACGUUCUUGCUUGGAAGAUCCUCCUUCAAUAUCCGAAGGUCCUGGUGGACGCGUUGUGGAUUAUCGCAUAUCGGAUUUCGCAGCCUUUAUCAAAAUUCAUCGGUUUGUGCCGCUCAAAUCCAAAUCAAAUUGUGAAGAUAAUCUACAUCGAACUCGUGAUCGCCUAUAUAAGAGAUCGCGAUAUUUCCCGUUAACACUCAACACCACUAUGGUACACAAUCUGCAACGAAAUAUGCCUUGGUUAUCAAAUUUUUUGAGGAAAAUCGCUAAAGAAGACAUGGAUAAAACAGAUGAAGUGCAAUGUCAACAAAAUAUAUUUGAACUAUAUACGGCGGCAUCCAGGGGAGAAUUAUUGCCAUUUGCCACCAUGAAUAGUAAUAGAUUGAAAGGCAUCAAA
Molecule: messenger RNA, 2091 nt
Organism: Glossina fuscipes
Lineage: Eukaryota; Metazoa; Arthropoda; Insecta; Diptera; Glossinidae
Product: protein asunder-like
Exons: 3
Biological process (GO): centrosome localization; regulation of mitotic cell cycle
Cellular component (GO): integrator complex
Source: RefSeq, a predicted model, not a curated record